GUCGUCUGUAAAAAGAGAGAAUCGGAAACAGAAUUAGUUCCUGGCAACCACUUUGUUUAAUCAAUAUUUGUAAAAGAAUUUUUCAUUCAAGAAGUAGAGGAAGUUAAAACUAAUAUUAGAUAGUAAUUAUUUUCCCAGUUUUUGAGCAAAAUGGACGACCUACUGAGCAAAAAGAAAACGGUGGUCCCCGUCUUGGACCUUAGUCGUAGCAACAUCCAAACUAUCGAGGAGUUCAAGCGGCUUAUGGAAAAGGUUCCCGACUACAAAAUGCGGCCCGUGAAGGUGCGCGCCGAGGAGAUAAAGAUUCGCGAAAAGGACUAUGCCUUCAAAAUGCCCAAAAAGGAAAUGAGAAAGCUGAUGAAGGCCAACGGGGAGCGUGAGGCCAUGUACGUUUAUGCCGAUCCUGUGCCCGGCGAGAUGAAGGAUGUGGUCCUCAUGGAGCUCUGUGCCGUGCCCAUUGACUGGAAAAUGCUGACCACUCUGCGGCCCAAAAACAAGCAAGAGGAGGAAUACUUUAGCCGAAUGGUAGAGAUGGGAAAGUUGGAGCUUAAAACGGAGGCUAGAGAUCGUCGGGAGUUUGCGUUGAACAACUGUGUCAAGAAAAUCAAAAAUAAAUCUGGCAUUGUGGAAACACGUCUGAUGACCUGCGAGUCCUGCGGCGAGGAAAUGUGUUGCGGCAAGACUUGUGGCGAUUUCAAUUACGAUCUCUAUAUCCGAGUGGAGGCCAGAGUCGUUAAGCCAAAACCAGCGGUCAUAUCCUCCAACAAGGCCAAGUUAAAUGGCCGCAAAAAGUCAACGGUGGGUGGAGCCAAGGUCAAGGUGAAAAAGUCCUCAAAUAAAACCAGUUAAAGAGGAGAAAAAGCUACAAGAAAAUUAUCUAAAAAAUAACAAACUUUGAUAGGCUUUUUCCUAAAAAUUUAUGUCGGAACUUUUAUUUAAUUAACAUCUUUAAAGUCGCACAGCUUUGAAAUGUAUUGCUAAUUAAUCAACCAUCUUUAUAACUUUUUAUUUAUGCCAGGUGUUAAAUGAAACUAAAAUAUAUGACAAAAAUAAAUAACCAAGAAUGCGCUAAAGUAUGUUUCCAAAACUAUUGCUUAUUCUUUAUUGAUUUUUUAUUUAGUUUGUAGACACAUUCCAACAUGACAUGAAACAGCUUCAGAAAAUGUUGUAAAAUGCUUAAAUAAUGAUCACAACUCAAAUGCAAAAUAGUAG
Drosophila ananassae is the source of this 1212-nucleotide messenger RNA. RefSeq lists its product as uncharacterized. Bases 151 to 849 code for a protein of 232 amino acids. NCBI's taxonomy places the organism in Eukaryota, Metazoa, Arthropoda, Insecta, Diptera, Drosophilidae. The record is from RefSeq and is a predicted model, not a curated record. The transcript is spliced from 3 exons.